Colletotrichum karsti is the source of this 2256-nucleotide messenger RNA. RefSeq names its product exocyst complex component Sec6. Gene Ontology annotation, molecular function: SNARE binding. The record is from RefSeq and is a predicted model, not a curated record. The coding region runs from base 1 to 2256 and encodes 751 amino acids. The transcript has a single exon. Gene Ontology annotation, biological process: exocytosis; exocyst localization. Gene Ontology annotation, cellular component: exocyst. Lineage: Eukaryota; Fungi; Ascomycota; Sordariomycetes; Glomerellales; Glomerellaceae.
AUGGAUGCGCCCGUGCCGAAGCUCGCGGAGCUCCUCCGCCAUGCCGACGACCUCGACAAGAUCGCCGGCCUGAAGCAAGAGUUCUCCCGCAAGAAGGGCGCCGUCGACUCGCAGCUCCGGAGCGGUCUGCGCGAGCAGCUCGAGACGACCCAAUCGGGCAUGACGGGCCUGACGGACGGCCAGAAGACGGUGCAGCAGAUCAAGGAGGAGAUGAUCAAGAUCGACCGCCUGUGCUCCGAGUCGCAGAACAUGAUCAAGGACUUCAACAGCAUCAACCUCGUGUCCCAGGCGCACCGCAACUUCGGCGCCGUCGAGGCCAUGCGCAAGAACCUCGAGACCUUCAACGAGCGGCUGGCCAUCAUCGAGCGGCUGCUCAGCGAGGACGAGGGCGACAAGGAGAACAUGCCCAACCUGCUGCCGAUCCACUACGAGCUCACCCAGCUGAGGAACAUUCGAGACGAUGCGAUGGAGCAGAUACAGAGAGCCGAGGAUCCGGGGCUGGAGUCGACGCUCGAGGACUACUUCCAGAGGCUGGAUACCAUGAUUGACUGGUUCGACGAGCACAUCGGUAUUCUGGCGCUGAACCUGAUCAACCUGGUCGUCAACGACAACAACGGGCUGGUGGUGCGCUUCGCCGUCGUGAUCGAGGCGGAAGAGAAGAGCGACCAGCGGGUGCUGGCACUGCAAGAAGCGUUGAAGGACCACAAGGAGAUGGCAACGAGGUUUCAGAGCAUCACCGACGGUGCGAAGAAGGUCCGAGGUUAUAAAGAUAAGUUCACGCAGGCUAUCAAGAUCAGCGUCGAGGGACAGUUUGCGGAGGUCAGGGGGGAGUUCUUGGACGACCCCUCGGCACUAGACAAGAUCUUGAAGUGGUACUUCAACGACCUGAACGCCGUGAAGAUGGGCAUGACCCCGUUGAUGCCGAAAAAGUGGAGGAUUCUCAAGACAUACGGCGACAUAUACCACCAGACGAUGCACGACUUCCUCGUCGGCAUGAUCGACGACCCAGAUUCCACUUCCGCCAACACAUUAGAAAUCAUCAACUAUCCCGAAAAGUAUUACAAGAAAAUGAAGAAGCUAGGGUUCAAGCAGGAGGACCUGACGCCUCACGUCAUCGACUCCAGAGAAACGGAGCUGGUGCGCGACUUCCGGCAGCUCAUCAUCAAGUUCCUCGACGACUGGAUCGAGCGAAUCUUCACCGCAGAGCAGAAAGACUUUGCCGAGCGCAACGUCGAAGGAUCCAACCUGGACCAGGACGAGUAUGGCUAUUUCCGGACCAGGAAUCUCGUCGACAUGUGGCGCAUGCUGCGUGAGCAGAUCGACGCGGCCGCCAACUCGAAGCGCAUGGACGUCCUCGAGGGCGUUAUCGACGCCAUGUUCCUGCGGUUACGCGGCCGGCAGCAAUCGUGGCAGAAGAUGCUCGACGAGGAGGCCGUCAAGUACGAGACCGGCAAGGUGCCGGAGCUCGAAGGGUUCCAACAGCUCCAGGACUGGCUCGUGGCCACGGCGAACGACCAGAUCGCCUGCGUCGACGACAACGAGGACGAGGGCCGACUGGCCUACCUGUCCAACUUCAAGCAAAAGUUCGAGCCGCUCGUGUCGCCGGCGUACAUGGAGCGCGCCGAGGGCGAGGUCGAGCUGCUGAGGGACGGCUACGUGGACUUCAGCACGUGGUGCAUCACAAAGUUCGUCCAGCUCAUCUUCUCGGUCGACUUCAAGAUGGUCAUGCCCGACUUCUUCACACCCAAGUGGUACACGAGCACCGCCAUGAAGCAGAUGAUCGUCACCUUCGAGGAGUACGUCAACGACUACAGCCAGGUCCUACACCACUCCCUCGUCGACAUCUUCACCGAGAUCUUCGCCGACGAGCUCCUCGUCCGCUACCUGUCGUCCGUCCGCAACAAGGGCGCCAAGUUCCGCCGCUCCGACCCCUUCCAGGACAAGUUCUUCAACGACAUCUCCACCGCCUUCGAGUACUUCGGCGCCCUGCCCAACCCGGCCGUCGGCGCCUCCGUCAAGGAGAACUGGCGCGUGAGCGAGUACUUCCUGCAGCUCCUCAUGGCCGACAAGGACGCCCUCCCGGACACGUACGCCAACUUCAAGACCGCCUACUGGGACCUGCAGAUCUCCUGGGUCGAGGCCGUGCUGCGGUCGCGCGACGACUUUGACCGGAGCAUGCUCAACGCCGUCAAGGCCCGGGCGGCGCAGGUCGACGUCGAGAGGGGGCCGGAGACCAUCAUGAGCAAGGUCAAAUAG